This is a messenger RNA of Moneuplotes crassus, 2567 nucleotides long. The record is from the annotation of a GenBank genome assembly. NCBI's taxonomy places the organism in Eukaryota, Ciliophora, Spirotrichea, Euplotida, Euplotidae.
AUGAAUACGUUAAAAGUUACUAAAGAUACUUCUGAAAAGAGGAUACCUCCGAAUAGGUCCAUCAAGAGACUAUCGGUUAAUAAGGUCUAUUCGAUCAAAGUUAAAGGGAGCCAUAUUCCAUCAACCAAGAGAGUUCACACUGAGUCUCAUCAUGUUCUAAAUGAGGCCUCUCUUUUAGGUUCUCAAGCUCAGACUUCCAGUAGACGUAGUGACCUUCAUGAAGUGAAUUCUAUUGAUACAAAUAAAUUUUGAAAGAUUUCUACUAAGAGAAAGGAGGCCAGUUUCAAGCAUUUUCUAUCAAAUACUACUAAAAAUAGAGCAAGAUUUAAGCACAAGCUCCGAGCAGCUUACACCACGAACUUUGGAAGUAUGAAAGAUAAGAAAGCAGUAAUUCAAAGAAACAGAAACCCUAUAAAGUCACUCAACCUUAAAUCUCGUAACAAAUAAGGAAAGUAUUAGUGAAAACCAAGGCAACCAAUUAAGUGUAGGAAGGUAUAGAUCUCGUGGAUAUGGAGUAAGGACUUCUAUGCUAGAGAAUGAGAAUUGCAAUAUCUCUCCUGUUGCCAACCACUCUUUAAUCAAGAAGAGGUAUAAAAAUUCCUUCUCAAAAGAGAACUCAAGCUUAUGAUCCCUCUACAAGAAAGCCCAGGAUAAAGUAGAAGAUAAUACCUCUAAUCCCGGAACACUAGAUGACACAAAGAAAAAGUUGACUUUAAGAGAGCUGCAUCCAAUGAUGAUGAGCAACAAAGAUAUUUCAGAUGCCAACUCACGCAACAGCAGAAAGAUCAAGUACUCCAAGCUGCCUAUCCAAAGCUCAAGGAGAGAAAGUACUUCAAGAAGAAGUUCGAAAAGUGAGUCUAAAUUUUUACUACUGCAGCCUAGUUCCAUCAAGCAAUCAAGAAUCAUGAAGCAUAAAACUCUCAAUGAGCUUAAAUAACAAAUCAGUAGAGAAAACAGUCAGUGACAUCAAGACGGGUUCUGUACUUCAGAAGUGGCUUACCAAAGGAAGGUCAACCACUCCAAGCAGCCCUGUUAUAGGAGAAAAUCUUCUCAAGAAAGCUAGGAAAGCUACCCUGAUCCCUAAUUUCAAAGCAUCAGAUAUCUCUUGAAAGCAGACCCAAGGAUGCCUCAAAACUUUUAAAAAGAAGAUAAAGAGACUCAACAAUGUUCACAAGAAGUUUGGAAAGAACUCCCAGCUGAAUAACUGCAAGAGACUCACUUAUGAUAACGCUAACAGUUUAAAAACCUCUGUGUUGACUGAGAACAUCAGAAGUUCAGUGCUUAACACCAAGGCUACUGUGAACCUAAAUAUUCAGCCUGAUGUAAAUAUCCUUCAUAAUAAGGAAGACAAUAUGAAGAUGCACCCGAUCAGUGAGAUUUUUGAUGAAGAAAAUAAAGAGAACAAGGAGAAUAAAGAAAGCAACGCUAUAUAUGAGAACAACUAUGAGAGACACAGGAUCCUUGCGAGUUAUAAGAGCUCUGGUCAGUUUGCUAAAUUUUGCCAGAACCCAACAAACCAAGUGGAGGCUUAUAAGAAGACCAUCUUUGAUGAUUCUAACAUUAUUUCGUCAUAUAAGAGCAAUGAUGAGGCAAAUUUCUCCAUUAAGAUGAGUGAUACUGACUCCAGAAGGUUAGAUAACCUCAAAGAUUACUCUACUACAGACAAAUUAUUCUCUACAAAUGUAUCUAUUGAUCCUAAUUCCUGUGAUGAGGAAAUCAAGAAGAUCAACUUUUUGCCUAAGAUAAAAGGCAACCAAUGCAGCUGCAUGCUGUCAAGUGUUUCUACACUGAAGUGAUGAAUCAGCAUGCAGAAGUGGCUCUCUAUUUGAUUCUUAGGCGAAGAAGAUCAGAGCUUUAAUCCCAGGGAUAACCCUGAAUUUAACAAACUGAUAGAGUUCUUUUACCGCACAAAAAUUGACGAGAAACAAUGUGAUGAAGACUCACAACUUUGUAAGGAUCUGAACAGAACUUUCCAGAUGAUGCCUUAUUUUAGAGAGGGAUCAAGAGGGUACUCUGAUGCUAGAAAACUACUCUUAAAGUUCCUGGCACAUCCAUUAUCAGCAGAAAGUGGAUAUGUACAAGGUAUGAACAUGAUUGCAUCGACUCUGUUGUAUCAUGGUCAAGCUGAUGUUGCCUUUUGUCUAUUCGUUAAAAUGUUUGAAAAGCAUAACAUAAUUCAUAAUUAUGAACCAGGAAUGCCUGGAAUUACAGACCACUGUUUGAUUCUAGAAAAGAUGGUAUCUCAGCACUGCAGAACUCUUUAUAAUUACUUCCAUACACAAGCUAUUCCGGUUCAAAUGUACACAAUUGAGCUAAUAUGAGGUCUGUUUGGAGGCAAAAUUCCGAUUGAGAAAUACAAACUAUUUUACGACAACUUCAUUCCAAAAGGUUGGCCAUUCUUCUAUGCACUGGUAGUUCAAUUCUUAGAAGAAAUUCAAUUUAACAUUAUGGAAGAGGAGGAGUUAACUCCUCAAGCUGCAAAUGCGCAUAAUGCUCCGAAUCUAAAGUGGGAUCAGCUCAUUAGCAAAGCUAUUGACUUUGAGUAUAGCCAUAAAUAUUUCAAUUAG